AUGGAUCAAGCCCGGGGACUCCUUUCAGACUCCGUGGCAUACGAGCGUCUGGAAGACACAGCGGAAGAUGAUACUAAUGCAGAUCACCCUGAGUCACGGCCCCAAUCUCGCUUUUCGCGGCUUGAAUAUGUCGUUUUCUUUCUAUUGGGAGUGACCAUGCUAUGGGCGUGGAACAUGAUGUUAGCUGCUGCGCCUUAUUUCCAUCAACGUUUCGAGUCAAACAAGUGGACAUCAACAAAUUACCAAUCCUCAAUCAUGUCCGUCUCAACAGUUACCAAUCUCGCCACCGCAUAUACCCUUGCCAAGGUGCAGAAGAACGUCUCGUACCCAUGGCGUAUCACGGUCUCGCUGCUAAUGAAUUGCAUGCUUUUCACUGUACUCGCCGUUUCGACAAUCUUUUUCAAAGACGUUCCCGCGAAAGGCUAUUUUGCCUUCUUGAUGGUCAUGGUAUGGGGCAUCAGCCUGGCCACGGGUGUCAAUCAGAAUGGCGUUUUCGCAUACGUUUCGAGCUUCGGUAGGGAGGAGUAUACACAGGCGAUUAUGAGUGGUCAGGGCGUGGCUGGUGUGUUACCGUGCAUCGUCCAGAUCAUCUCUGUCUUGAUAGUACCCAAGAAAGCCCCCGGCGCACAGGCAAUGUCGCCGAAAUCUGCCUUCAUUUACUUUAUCACUGCCACGGUUGUGUCGGUGGUGACAUUAUUGGCUUUUCUCUAUCUUCUGCGGAAUCGGCCUGAUCUGAAACCGAAGUCUACUGAAGAAGAGAAUGAGACCCUCGUCGACCAUGGCCAUGUGCAUGAUAAGACUGUAGGUUUGUGGACACUGUUCAAGAAGCUUCGAUACCUGGCCAUUGCAGUUUUUCUAUGCUUCGUCAUCACCAUGAUGGCAUUCCCAGUUUACACCUCUUCAAUCCUCUCCGUCAAUGAUCCCGAGAAAUCGCGAAUGUUCGACCCGUCUGUCUUCAUUCCGUUGGCCUUCCUAUUCUGGAAUGUAGGAGAUCUUUGUGGAAGAAUGCUCGUAGCUGUGCCAGGAUUAUCUCUCAGCCACCGCCCAUGGACCGCUUUUAUCUUUUCAGUUGCACGUGUUGGCUUUAUUCCGCUUUAUCUGUUCUGCAACGUGAAAGGCCAGGGAGCUCUUGUCUCGAGCGACUUUUUCUACCUUGUCAUUGUGCAGUUCCUUUUCGGAGUCACGAAUGGAUACCUGGUUUCAAGUUGCAUGAUGGGCACAGGAUAUUGGGUUGCUCCCCAUGAGCGUGAAGCCGCGGGUGGUUUCAUGAACAUGAUGCUGGUCGGUGGUUUGACAGCUGGUAGCUUGCUGAGCUUCCUGGCACUGGGCUCUAUUUCGGGAUGGACUGUGUAUGCUUUGUAUCUUCACCCACUGAGUCGGUACCCAGGUCCUACACUUGCAGCCCUGUCGCCAAUCUUUCACCUUCUCUGGGACAUUCAGGGAAAGCAGCACUCAGUGAUCAAAGACCUACACGACAAGUACGGGGACGCUGUCCGUAUCUCACCCAAUGCACUGGUCUAUCGAGAUUCAGCUGCUUGGAAAGACAUAUAUGGUCAUCGAAAGAAGGGUCAAAAGACUUUCGUCAAAGACCCUUCUCUCUAUGCACCAACUCCAAACGGCGUCAACGCCAUCAUCACCGCGAAUGAGCACGAUCACCAGCGCAUGCGCCGUCUCCUAACUCACGCAUUCUCCAACAAAGCCCUGAGCGAGCAAGAGGAUAUCCUCCAUACAUACGCCGACAUGCUGAUCCAAAAGCUGGCCGGAGUAUCAAGCGAAUCAUCAUCCUCCGCCAUCAUCGAUCUCACCCGCUGGUUCGACUUCACCACUUUCGACGUGAUCGGUGACCUGGCUUUCGGCGAGCCGUUCGACUGUCUUGCCAAUAGCAAGUACCACUGGUGGGUGCUUAUUAUAUUGGACGCCGUCAAGGCAAGUGCAUAUCUGAAAGUCUUCUGGUUCUACCCACUCCUCCUUCCCUUAUUCACGCUGCUCGUUCCAAAGCAUCUUCUCGAGAAACGCACCGCCAGCUUCAAUCUCAGCGUCGAAAAGAUGCGUCGCUGGCUCACAAGCAAUACUACCCGCCCGGACUUCACCUCCUACAUCCUCAAACACAGCAAAGGGGGCAAGGGACUCUCUCCGUCCGAGAUAGAUGCCAAUGCCGCUGUCUUUGUGCUGGCCGGUAGUGAGACAACCUCUGCGCUGCUGUCGGGUUGCAUGUACUACCUGCUUUGCCAUAGAGAGAAAUACAUCCGACUUGUUCGGGAAAUCCGUGACGCUUUCAAGGACCAGGCUGAUAUUACGCUCGCGCGCAUUGCUGGACUUCCGUACCUCAGUGCUGUCCUCACCGAAACCCUUAGGAUCUACCCUCCCAUCCCGGCUAUGCUGCCACGUCUUGUACCGGAGGGUGGUGCUGUUAUUGGCAAUGCAUAUGUGCCCGCAGCUACCCAUUUCAAACAGCCCGAUUCCUUCAUCCCGGAGCGCUGGCUUGCUGGGUCAGAGUCUGAGGAUUUUGCCUCGGACAAGAAAGAGGCUUUCCACCCGUUCUCAUAUGGCCCGCGGAACUGUUUAGGACAGCAUCUUGCUAACGCGGAAAUGCGUCUUAUUCUUACGAAACUGCUGUGGAACUUUGAUUUUGAGCUCCAACCCGAGUCUAUGGACUGGCAUCAGCAGCGCUCGUUCUCUCUUUGGUCUCGCUCCGCUCUCAUGGUCAAACUCGCCCGUGCUAGUCAGGGGGGUUGA
Penicillium verhagenii is the source of this 2736-nucleotide messenger RNA. RefSeq names its product Cytochrome P450 monooxygenase. The transcript is spliced from 5 exons. Gene Ontology annotation, biological process: nucleoside transmembrane transport. NCBI's taxonomy places the organism in Eukaryota, Fungi, Ascomycota, Eurotiomycetes, Eurotiales, Aspergillaceae. The coding region runs from base 1 to 2736 and encodes 911 amino acids. Gene Ontology annotation, cellular component: membrane. Gene Ontology annotation, molecular function: monooxygenase activity; nucleoside transmembrane transporter activity; iron ion binding. The record is from RefSeq and is a predicted model, not a curated record.